GCAUCCUCAAAAGCAGCCUUCUCCAGGAGAUUUCCCUAAUCAUCUCAGCUAGAAGGAAUCCCUGCCUUCUUCCCUAGGGUCUCAUAGAGCUCUUUGUUCCUUAUGCCCGUCUCCUGGCGCUUAUCCCUCUCAGUCUUCAUUGCAGUAUCUUCCUAUUUUCCCUACCUUCUGCCGGCUAGCUAAGGGCAGGGACCCAGAAUGACUGUUUUUGCUCCAUCAUAGGACUAUGCACAAGUUAGAUGCUCAGUAAAAAUUUGUUAAAUGACUGAUCUGCUCCAAAAUAACCUUGGUGAACAAUCUGCUCCUGGUCCCCAUCCUCCCUCCCCUCUCCCUUCUGUGUUAGGUGGUUUAUUGUUCUUUGCUUCCAGAGGCUCUGAACUUCUGGUGCGUAUGGAAAGAAUUUGGGGGUUAUAUUGCUUCAUAUAUGAGAAUUUUUGGGGGGAGCAGGGUAGUCCCUCCUCUUUCCUCAACUGCAGGCAGACUUGAGAAGGGGUGAGGCCAGAGUUGAGCUAUUCUUUCAUUAGGUGUAUUGCGCACGCGGUGCGUGAGUAUAGAGGGAGGGCAGAUAAGAGGGGGAUUUCCUAGGGGUUCCCUUUUAGGGGUCUGCCUUGAUUUUCCUUCGUGAGGGGCUAGCCUGGACUUUUAGCUAAAGGGACUUCUCUUCCUCAGUCACUAACUGGUGCAUAAAACCAAAACCCUUUUCUAGGGUUUUCUGUCUAAGAACAUUCUCUUUUUUCUCUAACCCUCUCCCUCUGCCUGAUUCUCCUGUCAGGUUGGCGAAGGGUUAAUUUAGGGGAGGGGGUUGGGAAGGGGGGGAGAGCGGAUGGUGGCCGGGAGGAGCCGUGACAGCCCUGGUAGAAGCCUGAGCUGCGGGCUCCUGGUGAGUGAUUGAGAACGGAGUGAGUGGGCUGAGCUGAGCCAAGCAGAGCAGAGCCUAGGCGAUCUCAGUGUUUCCUUUCUCUCAGGCGCACUGGGAGGUUGGGGAAGCUGCUGCAGAGCCUUCCUCUGGCCCUACAUAUACAGCACUACAGCUCAUCAGCCCAGUUCUUCCUCUUGCUCUAUCUCCUAGACUCGCCAUGCUCAUCCCUGGCCGAGGGCUGUGGUGCUGUCCGUCGUUUCCCAGCAUGCGCCCUCGCUGAGGUGCCCCCUCCUGCGCCCUUGAGCGCUAAGGGCCCCUUGCUAUAAGCUCCCCUUCCCUCCCCCUUCCUUCUCCUACCCAACCUCGCUGCCCCUGGGCACCCAGCCUCGCAGUGAGUUGGGGUGCAGCCCCGGGGGGCCAGGAUGGUGCAAAAAUCCCGCAAUGGGGGAGUCUACCCGGGGCCCAGCGGAGAGAAGAAACUCAAGGUGGGCUUCGUGGGGCUAGAUCCCGGGGCCCCCGAUUCCACCCGGGAUGGGGCGCUGCUUAUCGCUGGCUCGGAGAGCAGCAAACGCGGCAGCAUCCUCAGCAAGCCCCGUUCGGGAGGAUCCGGCACUGGUAAACCGCCGAAGCGCAACGCCUUCUACCGCAAGCUGCAGAAUUUCCUCUACAACGUGCUGGAGAGACCCCGCGGCUGGGCCUUCAUCUAUCACGCCUAUGUGUUCUUGCUAGUCUUCUCCUGCCUGGUGCUGUCAGUCUUCUCCACCAUCAAGGAGUAUGAGAAGAGCUCAGAAGGUGCCCUCUACAUCCUGGAAAUCGUCACCAUUGUGGUUUUUGGAGUGGAGUACUUCGUGAGGAUCUGGGCUGCCGGCUGCUGCUGUCGCUAUCGGGGCUGGAGGGGGAGGCUGAAGUUUGCUCGAAAACCCUUCUGUGUCAUUGACAUCAUGGUGCUGAUAGCUUCAAUUGCUGUGUUGGCUGCGGGAUCCCAGGGCAAUGUGUUUGCCACGUCAGCCCUCCGGAGUUUGAGAUUCUUACAGAUUUUGAGGAUGAUUCGAAUGGAUCGGAGAGGAGGCACCUGGAAACUCCUUGGUUCAGUGGUGUAUGCCCAUAGCAAGGAGCUGGUCACUGCUUGGUAUAUUGGCUUCCUUUGCCUCAUUCUAGCCUCCUUCUUGGUGUACUUGGCAGAGAAAGGCGAGAACGACCACUUUGACACCUAUGCAGAUGCACUCUGGUGGGGAUUGAUUACAUUGACUACCAUCGGAUAUGGUGAUAAGUAUCCCCAAACGUGGAAUGGGAGACUGUUGGCUGCUACUUUCACCCUCAUUGGAGUCUCCUUCUUUGCUCUUCCUGCUGGAAUUUUAGGUUCAGGGUUCGCUCUGAAGGUCCAAGAACAACAUCGUCAGAAGCACUUUGAGAAGAGACGGAAUCCUGCAGCUGGCCUGAUCCAGUCUGCAUGGAGAUUCUAUGCCACCAACCUCUCUCGGACAGAUCUCCACUCGACCUGGCAGUAUUAUGAACGCACUGUCACCGUCCCAAUGUACAGACUGAUCCCACCUCUCAACCAACUGGAACUUCUCCGAAACCUCAAGAGCAAAUCUGGACUCACUUUCAGGAAAGAGCCUCAGCCUGAGCCAUCACCAAGUCAGAAGGUCAGUUUGAAAGAUCGUGUCUUCUCCAGUCCCCGAGGCGUUGGUGCCAAGGGGAAAAGUUCUCCGCAGGCCCAGACUGUCCGGAGGUCACCCAGUGCAGACCAGAGCAUUGAGGACAGCCCAAGCAAAGUGCCCAAGAGUUGGAGUUUUGGGGAUCGAAAUCGAGCUAGGCAAGCAUUCCGGAUCAAAGGUGCAGCAUCAAGGCAGAACUCAGAAGAAGCAAGUCUCCCAGGAGAGGAUAUUGUGGAUGACAACAAAAGCUGCAACUGUGAGUUUGUGACAGAAGAUUUGACUCCAGGCCUGAAAGUCAGCAUCAGGGCAGUGUGUGUCAUGCGCUUCCUGGUUUCCAAGAGGAAGUUUAAAGAGAGCCUGAGGCCCUAUGAUGUAAUGGAUGUCAUUGAACAGUACUCAGCUGGACACCUGGAUAUGCUGUCCCGGAUUAAAAACCUCCAGUCCAGAGUGGACCAGAUCGUUGGAAGAGGGCCAGCAAUUACUGACAAGGAUCGCACGAAGGGGCCAGCAGAAGGGGAGCUACCUGAAGAUCCUAGCAUGAUGGGCCGGCUUGGGAAAGUGGAGAAACAGGUUCUCUCCAUGGAGAAAAAGUUGGACUUCCUGGUCAACAUUUACAUGCAGCGGAUGGGCAUCCCUCCAACAGAAACCGAAGCCUACUUUGGUUCCAAGGAACCAGAACCUGCUCCUCCCUACCAUAGCCCAGAGGAAAGCCGGGAGCACAUUGACAAGAAUGGCUGUAUCAUCAAGAUCAUCCGCUCCACCAGCUCCAUGGGGCAAAAGAAUUUCUCUGCCCCUCCAGCACCGGCCAUGCCUUCUAACACAUGCCCUCCUUCCACUUCAUGGCAGCACCAAGCCUAUCAGCGCCAGAGCCAUGGGUCUUCUCCAGUAGGAGAUAAUGGCUCAUUAGUUCGAAUUCCCCCACCACCAUCCCAUGAGCGGUCCCUGUCCGCCUACAGUGGGGGGAACCGGGCUAGUAUGGAGUUCCUCCGUAAUGAGGACAUGGCUUCAAAGCACCAUGAGAGUGCCUUGAGGGACAGCGACACCUCAAUUUCAAUCCCCUCUGUGGACCAUGAGGAACUGGAGCGCUCCUUCAGUGGCUUUAGCAUUUCCCAGUCCAAGGAGAACUUGGAUGUGCUGAACAGUUGCUAUGCAGCCGUGGCCCCAUGUGCUAAAAUCAGACCCUAUAUUGCAGAAGGGGAGUCAGACACUGAUUCUGACCUUUGCACACCCUGUGGCCCCCCACCACGGUCAGCCACUGGAGAGGGCCCCUUCAGUGACAUGGGCUGGUCAGGCCCUCGAAAAUGAAGCACUUGCCACCCAACCAGCUGUUGGUUCAUGUUGUUCACAUAUUGAACUCUUUUCAAGGGGACUGACCACCAAGGAUUUGUGUUUCAGAAACUUGCCUAGCUCUGGGACACUCUCUAAGGGUCGGGGAGGGUAGGGGAGGGUGGUGAGGAUGGGACAGAGGCUGGCUCAGCAACCCUCUUCCUUGCAGAAGGGUCAUUUGGGUAAUAUAUCAAUAGGAGACUGGAUCAAUUUUGUCCUGUCUUUCUGGGUGCACUAUUUAAGGGAGGGGUGUGAAACUGUGUCUUGAUACAGGGUAGAUGAGUGGAGUUUCUUGGUAUCAGCCAAGCAAGGUUUUAUAAAAAGUCAUUUUAUUACAAGGUAAUAACAAUUGUCCCAUGGGUAGAAGUUUAUUCAUUACCUCUGGGGUUUUCUGCGAUGACAAAGCAAAUACACAAUCCCCACUAUCUUGCAUAACAGGUUUUUGGGCGGUCUUUUUUUUGGACAGAAAUAACUGUCUUUUAAGUGAACUCAACAUUUUUAGUUCAAUAUCCUGCAGUGGGAGAAUGGGGAUGAUGACAUUGGGAUAUAAGGGACCCUUGGAGGUGGCUCUAUAAGUGGAGUGGAUUAGUUAUGGCUUCUGGACUUUUGGUCUGAGAAUUCCUGAAGCUGAAAAAGUGUGAGUGGUUUAAGAAAAUUGGAAGGAAAGGCCAAAGUUGUGAGUUGGUGAUGAUCCAAGAGAGAUCUAAGAAUCUAAAAAAAAAAUGAAAUUAAGAAUUAUAUUUAAACCAUGUAUUAUACUAAAUCCAGAUAACCUCUUUUAUUUUUUUGCUUCAGAAUAGUACAGGUUUGACUAUGUAUUAAUGGGUUACUGAUUUGAGUUUUUCUGAGUACAUCUUACACAUGACCUGUACAGUUUGGCAGCAAAAGGGAGGCAGGAAGACAAGUGGAGAUGGUGAAUUUAGAAGCCUUAUUUUUUUAAACACAGCUUCCCAGGGAGCUAUGGUUUUUAAUGAGGUGAAUGAUGAAUAGUCAGGUAAUUAACUAAUUUUACUAUGGUACCUUUUUGGUCAUAUUUAUGAUUAUACCUGAAAGUGUUUGCCUCUCACUGACCCACUGAAAAAAUGUGUUUCCCUGAUCUUAUAACUCAGAUUCCCUUGAACUCUUUGCCUUGAAGCAGAGAGAUAAUCUCCUUUUCUUGAAUAUAACUUUAUCAAGCUUCCAGUUGACUUCUCUUUCCAUUUGUCUCUUCAUGCCUGAAGCAAUAGUGCUGUAUAUAGUAUACAUAUUCAGGACCCCUACCCAGAGAUGAGGAAAGGUGGAAGCAUCAUUGAGACCGACUUCAUUGGGGACCAAAACAAAGUCACAAAGUGAUCUUUUUACUUUCUUAAUCUCCAUUGGACUCAAUCCCAGGGGAGGGGGUGGGGAGAAGCUGAUAGGGAGAGAGAGAUAUAAUAAUAAUGUCACCAAACUUUCAUGUACUUUCUUAGAAUUGCCCUGUCCUUCAGUCUUCUCAUUUAGCUAAAGUUCUCCAUUCCCAGGACCAUUGGGUCUUCUUAAAAGCUAAAAUUAUGGGUACCUUUGAGUUCUGGCCUAUGACAUUCUCCAAUCAACCCCUUUAGAAGCAUGCAGAUAAUAUAUCAACAGGUAAGAGUUCAGAGGUCAAGAUUUCAAGACCUUUGGGGAAUAAAAUAAAAGUCCCUUUCCCUACAAGGUCACGUUCAACCCUUUGGUGGAGAUUCUCUUCCCAGAGGCUUUUCUAUUUUUCACUAUGCUGACUUGGCAUAGAAACAGAUAGAUAAUGGCCAAGUUUGGGCUUUGGCUCAAUUGGUUACAACAUGAAUUGGAUAUAAUAGGACAUUUCUGAAUGUGGAGGCAUAGAGCUCUCUGAGGAAUAUCAGGACAAUCCUGUGUUUAUAACCAAAUUUGUGUUUUAGUUUAGUUAGUGACCAUCCUUAUAAUUUGUUAUGAUAAUGUGGCUGAGCAAGGUAACCAGCCUGCACCAUGUUUGGGAAAUUUCUUCUACAUUCUACAGAGUAGGUCCCAAAGGACAGCCUCUAUAUCUGAUUCAAGGGACAAUCUCUUGGUAAUUUGGCACUUAUUGUAAGGACAGUGGGCCAGUCUUGUCCUUUUAUGUCUCCCAUUGAGAUUUAGAGAGGACUUCAUGACAUUAACAGAUGUAACAUGAUAAGCAACACAGGAAGCCCUUUAAAGGAUCAGAAGCUCCUUGAUCCUUAUCCUUUCUCUCCCAGUGAAAUAGAAUCUCCCUGAUUCUCCUCUUUACAGUGACCUAGCUUUACUACAUAGUGAAUAAACUAGAUAAGAAAGCCAACUCAGUGGGAACUCUUUUUAAUAUUUUGUCUUGAACUUGAAAACAAAACAAAAUGCAGAUGAUCAGAGGAAAGAUCAACCUUUCUCUUCUUUCUCUUCUCUCUCAGUACAUAGGGAAGAACACACAGUUAUGAUUUCUUCUUUUGGUUUGGUAAAAGACUGGCCAGAUCAGGGUAUUUCUUUGUUGUUGGUUCUGCAACAUGAAAUAGAGACAUUUGAUCUUUGAUAUACCUAUGAUCUCAUUGAUGUGGGUACUCUAUACAACAAUACAGAUCAUGGCUCUUCCCUGCCUGCCUAUCCUAUGUAACUCUUGCCCAUGUCCUUCUAGAAAUCUGCCAUGGAGCAGGGAGCACCAGUUCACUAGAGGCUUCCUCUAGGUCUUCUGAUAGCCAUGGUGUUGGAUGGUCACCAAGCUCUUGGACCGUGCAUCAGUUCUCCCUUCCUCUGGGUGACCAGCCCAUCUUCUUUUCCUCCUUCUCUCCUACACACAUAUAUAUCUGGUGAAAUCCUUAUCAUUUAACAUAUAUACCCUAUUUCAUCCUUCAUAAAUGAAAAGAUGCAAUAGCUGAAACAGAAAAAGAUGAAACCCAUUUUAAAUAUUGGGAAAUUUGCCUCAAGCCAAGAAAAAGCCCUUAAGAAUUUCCCUCAAUUUGGUUAACAAAAGACUAUAUAUAUAUAUAUAUAUAUAUAUAUACACACACACACAUAUAUAAAUAUGUAUGUAUGUAUCCAUGUUCUAAAUGUAUUUGGGAACGUCUCUUCUGGAGAUAAUGUUAAUGCCCCUUUGAAAGAGAAAGUUUUAAAGAAAUAUUAUAGAAAACAAUAUUUGACAAAGGCUUCAUAUCCCCUUGAGUGUAUGGGGGGACAUGGUUUAAGAUGAGUGUGGCUGCUGAAGGACCACAAAGACUGGUUAAUAUUGGAUUUAAUAAUCUUGUAUAUUUAAUAUCUCCUGCAGAGACAUACUGUAUCUUUGAGAGACAAUGGAAACUUGGGAUUACACAAAAAUAACUUCCUUCCUCCAUGGGCUAAAACUAUGGAAGUGUUCUGCUUUCUAAUUAUCUGUAUGCCCAGUGGAGCUAAUUUCCUUGUUAAACAUAUUUUAGGCAAUAUAGUAAAAUUUAGACUCCCUCCACCUUCAAAAUAUUUUAGUAAAAUCAGUCUUGAGUUGAACCAGAGCACCUAUCCUGAUGGAGUUUCACAUUAGAGUAUAUAGUGCAUGCUCAUUGCCAGAUAAAAUUUUUAUUUCUAAUUCUAGCUUCUUGCUUCUGGCACAAAAGCAUGUCCUUUGAAAGCAACUCCUGGGGGACAGUUACAUUUCUCUUGUUUUGGAGGAGUAUUGGCAGAAAGGGAUGAUUAAGAAUAGUUCUACCUGAAACAGUAAGUUAUAACUUCUAUAGUUAAGUCUUUAUGCCUGACUCCUUCCUUUACAAUCAAGAAGAAUGGACAGGGUUUGUUCAAUACCCUUUCGGACAAUAACUUGUUCCCAUUCACCAUUUUCUUUUUUGACCAAGUGGAGCUGGUCUACCCAUCUGCUAUGACUACUCUUCAGUUGGUUCUAUGGGACUGUGAGGUAAAUGGAGAUAUUCUUCCCUCCCCACCUCUCCCUUCCCUAACUCAUAUCUAGCCAGAGCACAGCUGUAGGCCUGCCCCUAUGAGCCAUAUGUGCCAAUGAAGUCAUUCCAAUGAUGGGGAUAAUCGUAAAAUGGGCUGCCCCAGGGGUCAGUCUAGUGAGGAAUAUUUGCAGGAGGAACUUAACCCUUGCCACCAAAGUUGGCCACUAAAAACUAUGGUCUUGAGGGUCUGGACCAAAAACUAAAUUUUAUAUCAGCCUUCAAAAUAUCAUAUUCUAUUUCACCAACUCAAGAACCCUCAAGGACCAAUGUACAGAAGCAACAAAUCUACUUCCCUGGGGAAACUCUGAAGGCAGUGUUAGAAAAUUCUCUAUUACACUGUAGCCACCCCCAAGACUCUGUUGGCUACAUUUAGUCAUUACAUUUAAUCAUUAAAUUUAAUCUGAAAGGAUAUUGUUCUUGUCCUUUCAUGGAGCCUUAUGGAGCUGCCCUUGACUUGAGUGAGCAUGGAAUGGUUGUAUCUUCUCUGGCUUUAUCAUCUUCUAAGAAAAUUCUCUCUUGGAUCAAUUAUGACUUGCAUUGACAUCUCCCUGCUCACAUCCUCCCUUAUCAGAGCCACCAUGUGGAAAUUCUUACUAGACUAAAGUAAUUUCUUGCCAGCAGAAUCCUUAAAAUGAAGCAGAAGAUUUUCAUGCAAAUUAUUUUGGGCAAUUAUGAAGACUAUUUAUUCUUUAAGCAUGACAUUUUCCUUAAUCAGCAAAAGCUAUCUGGGAACCAACAGCUUUCUUUAGGUCACAACAACUGGAGUGGGGAUAACACUUCACACUGGGAAUAGAACAGGUGCACCAGCCAGUGUAGACAUCAAUGAAAGCACUUUAACUAGGAUAAAUAUACUCCCAGACAGGGCUUUUUUUGAAUGAUAGAAUUGAUUUAUUAUUUUUUCCAAAGCCUCACAGGAGUAAUUUGAUUUCACUGAAAUUUGUAUUUAAGACCAGAGCAUGUACUAGCCCUGUGACAAUGCAGGAUUUCUUCUGUCUUGUCCUAGGAUAGGCAUUAUUUCUCCCAGAGGUUUCAAAGUAUAAUUAGUAUUUAUAUACAUAACUAUUCUUCCUGGGUGUGUAUCUGUAACCAACAUUUAAUUUGCACACUCUUGCUUGCCUUAGACUCUAGUGGGAGAGAAAUAAUCAGUAUUUUGAACAAUAUUAACCAUUAUAUGUCUUGGCCAGAGCUAAUCACUUGCAGCUAGCUACUAUUCAGUGAUCCAGGGAGAAGAGAAAAAUUUAUUUUACACAUGUGAAUGACUUUUCCAACCUAUAUCACAUACUCUCAAUUUUGCCUGCUUGUGCAUGCUAUUGGAGAUGGGUAGAGAUUACAGCUUUUGACACCUAUGUUUCUUCUUUUGCAGAGCUAUAAAUUUUUUAAAAUGGUAAAUGAAAACAUCGGGUUUAAAUCAUGAUUCCCCUAGUCAUGCAGUGCUCUGACAACUCAAUGACUUUUCUUUAUAUGUAGCAUUGAAGCAACUAGUCUCAGAUGCAUGAUCAAACAAAUAUGGGGUUUUAUUACAUGGAACAAAGUGUAUGACUUUCCUAGUAUGUGUCCAAUGGAAGUAAUUGCUACCCAUACUUCAAUGAAUGAAUGGGGGGCUGUUUUAUCUAAUUUUUAAUCAAAUCUAAUAAUUUUAUCAAAUAAUUUUAUCUAGUCACCACAUUUUAGCAGAUAGAGAAAUGACGUCCAAAAUCUGAGUAGCUGUUUUCACCAAGGACAAACCAAAGGCCUAUGGGUUUAGAUUGAAGCAAGAGGGAACUGAGGUCAAGGUCAGACUGUCAGGGCUGAGACACCCUGAAACAUUUUCGCAAGGGAAGGGUUUGAAGUCUCUGUCCAAGAGGUUUUUAGAAAUCCUUCUGGUAUAGCUAUCUUUGGGGGAUAUUUUUUGAUGCAGUGCUCAUUAGGGCAUACAGAUAGACUGUGGGUAGGAAAAUGAAUUAGAGUCCUCCCAAGCACCCUUUGUGGUAUUACCUAGCAACUCCUUUAUUAAAGUUUAGAUAUUUUGGCUAAAUUACUUCAAAGAUAGGGCCUUGCCUUAGACCAGUAAUGUGAGUGCAUUAGCUCUGCAAUUGUGUCUCCUGCAGAUAUCUGAAAGGAGGGGGAAGUUCAACUUCCAUUCCAGGGGGAGUUGAACUUCUAAUACCAUUUUUUAUGGUACUAUAAGGGUUCCUGCUUUGUCCUCACAUAUACUAAGCACAUGAAAAUGAAUGUGAGUGUGUGAGAGGUCUCGUGUGUGUAUGUGUGUGUGUGCGCGUGCGUGUCUAUGUGGGAAUGUGGAUCUGUUUUUCAGUAAAUGAUUAUUUGUGUCUCUCAGUGUAUGUAUGUAUAGAGGCAAAUGAGACAAAGAUUUUCAGUUCAAAAAGGCAAUGGAGAAGUGUACAAAACAAAAUUAAAGAGAGAGAGCUCUUUGAAUAUGCCAAGUACUCAUGUUAAACCUUUGCUAUGGGAGGAGGGGGAGGCAGCUUAUCCCACUUAGCAUCAUGCGUGAGCAUGUCUCUAAAGCCCUGCUUGAACUCAGACUUGCACCAGGCUUUGAAUAAUGCACAAGUGCUCUGAGUAAGCAUGUGAGCCUCAACAGAGAGGACAAUUGGUGCUUUUGAGUCUUUAGCAUUGUGGUGUCAUUUUAUUCUUCGCAUUUACUGUUUUCAGCCCUUGGUCUAGGCCAUGAGCUAAUAGGAGGAGACUAGAGGCAGACUGGUGCAAGAACUGAUUUGUAGGGAGGUUCCUUAGAAAUCAGAGCCAGAAUACAGCAUUUGUACCCUCUAGGCUGGGUUUGAACAUUUUGCAUUCUGUUUGUAUUCCUGUCCACCAGAGCCUUUGAGCCGUCAUUAUGACACAAGUGACUUAUCACCAAAUAAAUACCUAUAAUCCAUAGAGAACAGAAUUUUAUAUGUAUAUUUAUAAAGGAAAAUCUGUUAAAAAGUGCCCCUCCUUGUGCCUCCUGCAUGUUGCAUCCUAGGCAGCUAUCUAUUUUGCCUGUUUCUCCAUUGUCAGAAAGCAAUUCUUUCAGGCCCUUGGCAAGUAGUGAUUGGAGCUGGUAUCUCUGUUCUCACCAUGAAAUAGCACCUUCUGCAAUUGCCACUCGUGAUCAGUGGGUGAAAAACACUUUUAGGACAACCCGCUUGAAGUCUCAGAAUUCUCUUCUAAACCUCCAAUGCCCCAGUUUGCCUUUCCUUACUGAGACUACGUGUGGACUUCAGUGAGUCUUCUGUGGGAGAGAUGGAACACUGCCAUACUCUUGUCUGAGGCUGGCCUGCCUUUUAUAACUUGUGAAUUUGGACCUCGUUGGUCUAUUCUGUACUUUGUAUUUGUACAUUUAAAAUCCACUCGCCCACUUCUACCCUUGCAUAUGGAACAAAAUAAGCAGAAUUAAAAACCAAGCUGAAACCUAGGAAUUUGAAAUAUUUUAAAAGUGACUUUUCCUGUUCUAUUCAAAUAGAUUGUCUAGUUAUCUACUGAAUAGAUAUAUUAGUAUCAGGCAAAAUAGAUAAAUGAAAAUAGCCAGUGGAAUGACUGGUAAGCUUGGUGAGUUGAUAGUAUGCCAUAUCAUCCCCCAAAGAGCUAACACAAUCUUAGAUUGUUUUAAGAGAGACAGAGUGGUCUGAACAAGGGAGGUAGUUUUCCUGCUUAUAUUUGGCCUCAGACAUUUCAGUCUUGGCAUCACAUUUUGGGAAAGGACAUUGAUAAGCUGAAAUGGAUCAGAGGAGGGUAAUGAGAGUGGUGAAUGGAUUCCAAACUAUGCUAUAUGAGCAUCAAUUGGAGGAAUUAGGGAUGUUUAAACUAGGAAAGAGAAGACUUAAGAGGGAUAUCCUAGCUCUUUCCAAGUACUUGAAAUGUAGUUGGAGAGUGGAAGGCUUGGAAUAGUUCUUCAUGACCCCAGAAGAGAGAACUAGAAGCAAUGGGUGGCAUUUUGAACAUACAAGAAAACACUGCCUAGCAAAAAGUGGAUUGAGUCAUACCACAAGUGAGUUCCUCUUCUCUGGAGGUCUUCAAGCAGAGACUAGAAAACCACUUGUUGGGGAUGCUGUAGAGGGAUAUCUGCCUGGGUAUCGGUUGGACACUGUCUCAGGGAAAGAGACCCCUUUCCAACUGUGAGGUUCUGUGAUUUCCUGAUUCUGUGACUACUGAACUGAGAUCCUUAUGCUGAAUGGGUACCCUACCAAAUGAAGGCAUCAGAGUGGAAAGUUCCUAUCUGCCACAUCUGCCCAUUUACCCUUUGCUGCUGGAACCCUUCCCCCAGAGCAGAAUUUUUUGUUACUAAAAUAGUAGAUAUUUCUUAGCUAUGUAAACCACUCCCUUCAUCCUCCAUUCCUCCCCCACAACCUGCUUGGAGCUCAAAGCUCACGUUUGAUGAGUCAGUAUUCAUUUCAGAGUAGCAUUGCCUUACCCUUCCUAAUUACCAGUGGGGCCAUCAUUCUCUAAUUGGGUCAGGCUGUCAUUCAGAGAAAUUGUAUAAGUGUAAGUGUGUGAAGGAGGUUCAGUAGAAAUCCGUUUCUUGGGCAUGUAUGUGUGCGAAUGUUUAGACAGGCCUAAGCUAUAGGCUAACUAAACCAUUUUUAAGAGUAUUGGGGUAUUGUGACUUGAUCUCUGGUAAACUGGAAGCUGUCUGGUAAUAAUAAGCCACAUUAUAUAUGGUAUCAUGACUCCUCCUCUUGUGGAAAUAAAUGCCAGGGGUCAUGUACUUGGAGUUUAAAAUUUUGAUUCUUCUGGGUCAGUCAUAGGCAGUAGUGACCUUCUGGAUCCAGGAGCUCCGGUCAUGUACUAAGUUAGACCCAUAACCUUCUACCUGGGGAAUAGAGCACUGAGAAGUCACUUCUGGACUUUGAAUUGAAUGAAUUCUUAGGAAUUAUUAAUUAUUCCAAUUAUUAACUAGAAGAGGACAGUGGCGGGAGGACCUCAUUCACUUCACGUCCAUUCAUUCAGAGAAACAUUUAAAUAAAAGAGGCUGUGAUUCUCCAGCCCUAAGAACUGAAGCCCAGAUAAGCGACCAUUAAAUUUCAUGAAAGGAUAAAAUGGCUUGGGACUUCAGGGUCAUUCAGUGUUUCAUGUAACAUGUAUAAGUGUGUGCGUGCAAUUCUGUAUGUUCUUGUGUGACUUUGUGCCAAAUGUCUUUAUAAUAUUAUGUGCUGGGUGUGUUUGUGUCUGUGUGACUAUGGGUAUGUGUUGCAUAUAUACAUCUUUGUCUGACUGCAACUGAAUACUGGGUCAGUGUGCAUGUGUGUGUGUGUGACUCCUCGGUGUGUUUAUGUCCAUGUAACCAUUUACCAUGUAUGUUUGUGUCUACAUAUGACUGUGUGUCUAUGUAUGCUGAACGUGUUUUAUGUAUGUUACAUUAGUGAAUGUGAGUUUGCCCAUGGGUGACUGAGUAGUCUGUUGGUGUGUGACUGUGCUAGGCGUGUAACUGUAUGUAUUAGGCAUGUAUUUGUGUCUAUGUGUGCUGAGUGUGUUUUCGUGUGACUGCAUCUGUAUCUCUGGGCUACUGUGACCUCUGAGAGUCAAUGGGUGACUGGGUGUCUGAAUGGGUUCGUGUCCACAGAUGACUAUCUGGAUUUGUUUGCAGUUGUGUAUUUGUACAUGUGCCAACCCAACUAUAUACUGAUCAGAUGAGGAAGGAAACUGUCCAUCCAAACCCUUUGUCAGGCUCCUUCUUGGCCUCCCCACUGCCUCUGCCAGUUUCUUGACCCUUUUACAGGCUCUUGUUUUUAACCAUCUGACGGCCCAUCAACACAGAAUUGUCUCCUUAGGUCUCCUGCACAUAAUAAUUCGAGAGAAAUAAAAGAAAAAUGAGAAGCCUUUCUUCUGGGUUCCUGAAUGUAUAGAUUCAUGGUAGUAACAGGAAAUAAAUGCCCAGGACAACCUAAUACGUUGAAAUAGCAUAUCAGCAAGUGCAUCUUAAAGUUAUAAGAAAUGAGGCUGAGUGUGUUGAGGGGACUCAGGGAUCAGAGGGGUCUGAGCAAAUUGGGGGAAAUCUGGAAGGAGGUAGUUUUAAGCUGGGUGUUGUAGGAGGUGAUUGACGUAAAUGGGUCUUAGCAGGUUCUGUUCGCUCACCAUGAGACGUCAGAACCAGCCCCUACACAUCCAGAGAUGCUUCAUUCUUGUCUUUUGAAUGAAGUAUUCCUAUGACUUAGCUUCUCGUGAGUUUGGAGCUAGUAGAGCUAUUCCUGGGAGGAAGCCUCAGGAUGGACAGAACCUAAAUGUUGCCCUCAGACUGGUCCAAAGUAGAUAGGAAUCAGUGGUCUCAAGGACCUGACCCAUGGUUUGGCUUAGCAAGUAUGUGCCAAAGGAAAUCACAAAAGUCUCCAGGACGUUGAAGUCACCUUUUAAAAAAUAAUCACAAAAGUGGGAUUUAGAGGUGGGGAGUAGAUAGAGAUUGCUCAGUAAGGCCCAUAGAAACUCUCCCCCUGUCCCUAGCUUGGGGCUUGGCCUUCUUCAUUCAGGGGAGGGAACUUUGGGCUUAUCCAAUCCUGCCAGUGAGUAUAAGUGAUUCCAAGGAGUCCUAGGAUACCACAAGGGAAGAAUUCUUCUUUUGAGGCCCUGAGGAGGUGUGCAUGCCAUGUAACAAAAAUCCCUCAGUCCUGGGGAGAAGAGAAACUAUUUUGAAGUUGCCAAGUAUUUAGUGCAUUUCUUUCUACUUUAUAUAAUUUUUCACUGGGCUGUACAGACGUUUGGACAAAUUGCCUUAAUGUGCUUUGGUGGAAACUCCCUCAGCUGCCACCAUUGGGAGACUGGGCAUCAUUGUCUAAGUGGGUCCCUCUGAGCCCCAAAGAGGUCAGAUUUCCCAAAUGCUGUGACUUAUUCACUGGCAGGCUCUGACCAGUGAUCUGGGCCUGCGAUGGGGGAUGUGACAGGGUGGUGGUUAGUGAAGGAAGGCCAAGCCCAGCCAACUGGGGGGCCUGAUGCCUUGGUCCUUAGAAUGGAUCCAGUUCCACAUGAGGAACAAAUAUUCCACUGAGCCAGCCUCUGGUUCCUUUGGAUCUUCUAUCGUGUCUGUGAGUUCACAUUUACUUAAUAAAACCAGAGGCCGAACAGAAUACUGGGCUUGCCCUGUAGUAACUUUAAACCUUUCUGGAUGAACUUAAUCUAUGCGUCAUAAGGCAAUUUUGCUAGUUUUCUCCUCUCUCUUUCUCUGUGUCUCUUACACACACACACACACACACACACACACACACACACGUAUACAUAUGUAUACACUUCAAACAUGCUAUGACACACAUACUCACAUCUAUUUUCAAACACACACAUAUACACUCCCAUACUCACUCUCCCAUUCCCUCAGUCCCAUGUGUACUCCCCAGUGAUCAUUAACAUUUGGUUGUCCUUUGGCUAGCAAAGGUGGCUGCUUUGCUUCCUCUCAUUUGCUCUGUUGCCUUGGCUGUUUUGCACUUUUGUUUGUGCUCCAAAGAAUAUUUCAUAAUGCCUUCGGUACUGACGUACACCUUGAAACAUUUUGUAUGUAUUGGAUGGUUCACACUUCUCUUGUAAAAUAGCGACUAGACUUUUUGUGAAUGUGUUCUUUCCUCUGUAAAUUCCCCUUCUGCCUUUGUGCACUGUACAUUUUAUAGGGGUAGAUGCCCAGGGAAUGAACUCUAGUUUUCUAAUGGAAUAGCAAAGAUAUUAAAUCAUAUGACUCACUGAUUGCCACUAGAACGUGAUGUAGCCCAGACUUUUUUCUCCAUGGACAUUUUCAGCACGAGAGAUCCUGUACAUCCAUGUGGAAGGCUUCAACAUCUUCAUGGAAGUACUUAUGUGGUACUUGGGGAAAUCCUGCCAUGACAGGAAAAGGGGAUGGUUUUAGAUAAGCAUCCAAGUGGACCAUGUGCAUUUUAGUAAAAUGCCAGUGAUUCAACCUGCUAAA
Monodelphis domestica (gray short-tailed opossum) is the source of this 15603-nucleotide messenger RNA. The record is from RefSeq and is a predicted model, not a curated record. Lineage: Eukaryota; Metazoa; Chordata; Mammalia; Didelphimorphia; Didelphidae.